Aquila chrysaetos chrysaetos is the source of this 1930-nucleotide messenger RNA. Its product is annotated as interferon regulatory factor 2-binding protein 1-like. Lineage: Eukaryota; Metazoa; Chordata; Aves; Accipitriformes; Accipitridae. Gene Ontology annotation, biological process: regulation of transcription by RNA polymerase II. The coding region runs from base 204 to 1385 and encodes 393 amino acids. The transcript is spliced from 2 exons. The record is from RefSeq and is a predicted model, not a curated record. Gene Ontology annotation, cellular component: nucleus. Gene Ontology annotation, molecular function: transcription corepressor activity.
CGCAAUGGCCGCCCGUCGUCCUGCGCAGGCGCAGUGGCCGCUCCUCUUCCCGGUCCCUCCCGCCUUCCCGCCGCGCUCUGGUGGCCCCUUUAAGGCGCGCGCAGCCGAGGGCCCCACCCAGAGGUCCCCCCCGAGGAGCACGUACUGAGAGAGACCCCCGCGGGAGGGGCCUGUGCCGAGGAAGGGGUCCCGGUGGCCCUGCCAUGUCGUGGCAGCGGCAGCGGUGUUACCUGUGCGACCUGCCCAAAAUGCCCUGGGCCGUGGUGUGGGACUUCAGCGAGGCUGUUUGCCGUGGCUGCGUCAACUUUGAAGGCACCAACCGUAUCGAACCACUGUUGGAAGCCGCCCGUCGCCUCAGGCACAGCCAUGCUGAAAGCCAGCACCGCGAUGCCCUGCCAAUACCACACUUGCCCGAGGGGCUAAACCACUCCGAGGAAACGACAGCCAAGUGCCAUGGGCCAUCGUUGCCGGUGCCAUGCCGCCCACGCGGUGUUGAGUGUUUGGUGGAGUUGAGCGAAGCCAUGCGCAGUCACGCCGAGGACUGGCUGGGAAAGCCGCCGGCAGUGCGGGAACGCUUGGCCACCCUCGCCAGCUGCACUCCCUUCAACGUCCGCUUCCGUAAAGACCACGCGUUGGUGGGACGAGUCUUCGCCUUCGAUGCCACGCCCCGGCCUGGCUUUGAGUUUGAGUUGAAGCUCUUUGCCGAAUACCCCUGCGGUUCCGGAAGCAUCUACGCCAGCAUGCUGGGCCUGGCAAAGCAGAUGUUCCAGGAUUGCCUCCAGGUGCCCGGCAAAGCCAUUUCCUCCGGCUACAAGUACCUGGAAUACGAGAAGCGGCAGGGCAGCGGCGAUUGGCGUCUGCUGGGCGAACUCUUCACCGAAGCAGUCCGCUUCUUCCGCCACCCGCCAGCACCCGAAGCCUUGCCGCAGCAGCACCCACUGCCCCCGAUGCUUCCGCCACGUCACCAUCGCAAAGCUUCACCGGAACUGGAUGAACCGCCACCACACCGGCAGCACCUGCCGGGUGAAACUUCACCUGAUGAACCACCCAGCGUUCGUCACCUGGUGGAGGAUUCAACAUCACUGAUGUUGUGUUGUGGUUUGUGCCGGCAACGGUUGGAGGACACCCAUUUCGUGCAGUGCCCCUCGGUGCUGGCGCAUCGGUUCUGUUUCCCCUGCGCCCGUCGUGCCAUCCGGGCACGGGGUGCUGGCGGGGAGGUGCACUGUCCCAGUGGGGGCCAAUGUCCGCUGGCCGGAUCCGGCCUCCCCUGGGCCUUCAUGCAGGGCGAGAUUGCCGCCAUUUUGGCUGGGGACAUCUGUAUCAAGAGGGAGAGGGACCCCCCAAAGGGACCCAGGACACCCCCAAGGGACCCCCACCUCCCCUGAGGGACCCCAAUCCUGCUGAGGGACCUGGGACCCCCCUGAGGGGCCCCCAACCCUGCUGAGGGACCCCUGCCCCCCCGAGGGGCCCCUGCUUCCCCCCCAAGGGACCCCCCAACUCUGUUGAGGGACCCCCAACCCCACCAAGGGACCUGGGACCCCCCCAGGGGACCCCUGCCCACCUCCCCCCGAGGGACCCCCGACCCUGCUGAGGGACCUGGAACCCCCCCAAGGUACACUUAACCCCCCCGAGGGACCCCUGAUCCUGCUGAAGGACCCAGGACCCCCCCCCAAGUGGACCCCCAACCCUGUUGAGGGUCCCCCACCCCCCCCGAGUGCCCCCCAACCCUGCUGAGGGACCCAGGACCCCCCCGCAGAGGGCCCACACACACACACCGUGCCUCAGUUUCCCCCAGGUGUUGUUUUGGGAGGCCCUACCAUAACCCCCCACCCCCGGGUAGGGGGGUGACAAGUGCCUGUCCCCUGGGGGGUGGGGGGGGUCCCCAAAGCUCUGUUGGGUUUUUUUUGGGUUAAUAAAGCAAUGUUUGUUU